AUGAAGUGGUUCGGGCAUCUGAACCUCACCAACGCGUCUGUGGAGGACGCGCGCCCCGACGACGAGCCCCGGGACGAGCGCUUGGCCCGGGUGGAGGUCGCGCUCCUCGCCAUCAUCUUCAUCACGGCCGGCAUCCUCAACUUCGGGCUCCUGCUGGCGCUGUGGCGGCGGAGGAAGCAGCUCUCCCGGAUGCGCGUCUUCGUCUUCCACCUGUGCGUGGCCGACCUGGUGGUGGCGUUUUUCCAAGUUUGCCCGCAGCUGAUGUGGGACAUCACGGACCGCUUCGUGGGGCCGGACGUGCUGUGUCGCGCCGUGAAGUACCUGCAGGUGGUCGGCAUGUUCGCGUCCACGUACAUGAUCGUGGUGAUGACGGUGGAUCGCUACCAGGCGAUAUGUCACCCCAUGGUGACCUUCCAGAGGCACAGGGCGCGCUGGAACGCCCCCGUGUGCGUGGCGUGGUGCGUCUCCCUGCUGGGCGGCAUCCCGCAGGUGUUCAUCUUCUCCCGCAUGGAGGUGGCCCCCGGCGUGUACGACUGCUGGGCCGUCUUCAUCCCGCCGUGGGGCUUGAGAGCCUACGUGACGUGGACCUCCCUGGUCAUCUUCGCGCUGCCGGUUCUGGCCGUGGUCGUGUGCCAAGUGCGCAUUUGCCGCGCCGUGUAUUCCAGCCUGCACUCCAAGGCGCACCACGGCGGCGGGGAGCAGCCGGCCGGGAGAGCCUGCAGCGGGGCGGGGGUGUCCAAGGCCAGGGCGAAGACGGUGAAGAUGACCCUGGUCAUCGUGCUCACUUACAUCAUCUGCUGGACGCCUUUCUUCACCGUGCAGCUGUGGUCGGUGUGGGACCAAGACGCGCCCACGCAAACCGCCACCUUCACCAUCCUGAUGCUGCUGGCCAGUCUCAACAGCUGCGCCAACCCUUGCAUCUACCUGAUGUUCAGUGGCAAGUUCCGCAGGAGGUUUGUGGAGGCGGUGUCCAGAAGCCAGUCUCAUCUGCGGGACUCCAUGCACGAGGAAGCCACCACGGUCGGCUCCCUGUUCAUCAACCUCAGGAACUUGCCGGACUCCAAACAUUUACCCGCCCUCAGGCCGCUUUACGGCGUCAGGAAAGGCCAGGAAACUUCUUAA
Entelurus aequoreus (snake pipefish) is the source of this 1122-nucleotide messenger RNA. RefSeq names its product arginine vasopressin receptor 2b, tandem duplicate, 1 (gene avpr2b.1). Gene Ontology annotation, cellular component: membrane. Gene Ontology annotation, biological process: positive regulation of vasoconstriction; regulation of systemic arterial blood pressure by vasopressin; G protein-coupled receptor signaling pathway. Bases 1 to 1122 code for a protein of 373 amino acids. The record is from RefSeq and is a predicted model, not a curated record. Lineage: Eukaryota; Metazoa; Chordata; Actinopteri; Syngnathiformes; Syngnathidae. The transcript is spliced from 3 exons. Gene Ontology annotation, molecular function: vasopressin receptor activity; peptide binding.